UCGAUCUACCAAGUUAAAUCGAUCACCAUCGACCAACCAAAUUCAAUCAAUUACCAUUGACCAACCGAGUUCAAUCACUUACAAUCAAUCUUUAGAAGAGAGCAGAGUUUUAGAGGGUGAUGCAUGAGUAGCAUGCGGACAUGGAAGGUGGUAGCUGCCCUGCUAGGGUUCUGGCUGGUCAUAAUGAUGUACAUGAGCAGCACAGUGUUCCAAAACACCGAUACAUCACAUCGUACAGAACGGCAAUUACGCCAUGCAAUGGAUGAAUUAGACAGACUCCGCAAACAGAAUAUCGAACUUAAACAGUUGGCCACAGAGCUCAAAGAUAUUCAUCUAAAUCCAGUUUCGAAGGAUGUUAAAAGUCUACGUGAACGGCUUGAGAUGGCCACCCUUGAACUAAAGGGAUUGGCAGAGAAGAAAAAUGUUUCUUCCACCUCAUGUUCUACUACGCCUUCAGAAAAACAUGAAGUACUUGGGCGAAAAGUAGAAAAUGACAUUGUAGAAUUCUGGUAUUAUUUGAAAUUUUCCAUGAAAAGAAUGCGGGACUUGGCUAUUGGCAAUUCUGUGCUAAUCAGCAAGUUGGAUGAGGUUCUCACCAAUGGCCUUGAAUAUAAAAGUGUUCACAGAAUAGCAUCUCUCUCUCUCUCUCUCAUCCUGUCUAGCAUUACCAAUAUAAUUCUAAGAUAUUUACUCUGGUCCCUUUUCUUUCUCCUUACAGCAUGUUCUACUACGCCUUCAGAAAAACAUGAAGUACUUGGGCGAAAAGUAGAAAAUGACAUUGUAGAAUUCUGGUAUUAUUUGAAAUUUUCCAUGAAAAGAAUGCGGGACUUGGCUAUUGGCAAUUCUGUGCUAAUCAGCAAGUUGGAUGAGGUUCUCACCAAUGGCCUUGAAUAUAAAAGGACUUUGAUCUCUGAUAUUGACCAACUACGUGGUGUUGAUGGCCUUGACCAUUGGCGAGGGAAAGAAUCGCAAGACCUGGCUGAUUUAGUGCAGAGACGGUUACAGUUUUUACAGGUAAGCACCUCCGCUUUAUACCAAACAGAAAAAAAUCGAGAAAUCUGCUCCAGAAUCCUUUCAGAUCGGGGAACCAUUAUGGUUAAUUACCAGAAGUUUUUGGCAUUGGCAGUGCUCCUGAGGGGCUGUAUUGAUUCAAAAUAUAUCUCUGCAGGCGUUGGUGAAAGUGCCAUCAGACGGUCAUCCUUUUCAGCACCUGAAACACUGACAGAGGUCCAAGUUGUGGAGAUGCCAAUUAUUGACAAUGUCUACCCAAAACCAGCAUUUAUUCCACUUGCCAUCCCAGAAGACCUUGCACCACGGCUUCGUCGGCUUCAUGGUGACCCUGCUGUAUGGUGGAUCGGUCAGUUUGUACGUUAUCUAGUACGGCCACAACCAGCCCUAGAAAAAGACAUCAAUGAUACCAAAAAACGGUUGGGUUUCCAAAACCCUAUUGUUGGCGUCCAUGUGCGUCGGACAGAUAAAGUGGGUACAGAAGCUGCAUAUCACAGCCUGGAAGAAUACAUGGCCCACGUAGAAGACUAUUACAGACAGUUGGAAAUGUCUAAAGGUCAUUCUAUUGAAACAAAAAAGGUUUACUUGGCAUCUGACGACCCCAACGUUCUUGCAGAUGCUGUGAAUAAAUAUCCAAAUUACAAUUUUAUUUAUGAUUCCGAAAACUCUAAGACGGCAGGUCUGGGUACACGCUACAGUACCGCCUCUUUAAGGGGCAUCAUAUUCGACAUACAUUUCUUAUCGCUUUGUGACUAUUUAGUCUGUACAUUUUCAUCACAGGUUUGCCGAGUUGCUUACGAAUUGAUGCAGACCUACCACGGAGAUGCAUCGCAGAAGUUUUAUUCUCUAGAUGACAUCUACUACUUUGGCGGACAGAACGCCCACAAUGUGAAAGCCAUCCAGAAGCACACGGCUCAGCGUAAAGAGGAGAUAUCAUUUGAAAUCGGGGACUCAAUUGGCAUUGCAGGGAACCAUUGGGAUGGGUAUUCGAAAGGAGUUCAUAGGAAGCUGGGCAAAAAUGGACUAUUCCCCUCAUAUAAGACUGUUAAUAAAGUAGUGACUGUGAAAUUUCCCCAUUAUCCUGAGGUACCAUUAACAAACCAAACGUGAUAAUUUCACAAAUAAUAUAUUCUUUAAAAGAAAAAAAAAAAAUAUUGAAAUUAUUUUGUAA
Messenger RNA from Octopus sinensis (East Asian common octopus), 2179 nucleotides. Its product is annotated as alpha-(1,6)-fucosyltransferase. The transcript is spliced from 11 exons. The record is from RefSeq and is a predicted model, not a curated record. Gene Ontology annotation, molecular function: alpha-(1->6)-fucosyltransferase activity; protein binding. Bases 124 to 2118 code for a protein of 664 amino acids. Lineage: Eukaryota; Metazoa; Mollusca; Cephalopoda; Octopoda; Octopodidae. Gene Ontology annotation, biological process: protein N-linked glycosylation.